GUCGUCCUUGGCACGGCAAUUUCCCAAUUAGAAACACGUGAAUUUGCUCCCCUACUUAGAGACAUGUGGCCGGGACGUUCGUGUUUUCGCAGACUUAGACAACACUGUCUGGGGGGAAAACUAAAAACCAAAACAUGUACGCUUUGGUGAACGCCUUCAUGCGUUGCCUCUCCUUUCUCUUGCCUCCUUCUUGGCUUUGUGUCAGCUUUUGCUUGUGGGUUGGGAAUGAGUGCGAAGAGACGCUACAGCGGCCCAAUCCCAGAGCUCGUUUCAAAAGCGGAGAGCCUCUUACAUAUGAGGAAGUAAAAGCAGCAACAGCAGCAGAAGCAGAAGCACAAGGAGGCUCCAGACCGUCGGUCUCACCAGGUCCAGACUGCGUCUCGCUGGCUGCUACAAGCCCCGCUGCUCCUAAGGGCCCUUCGUCGGGUCUGAUUUGGAUCGGGGGUCUCUGGCGAGCCGUGGAGCGCGUCUUCGGAGCCCCCUGGGUCCUUCUCCGCCAUCACCUGUGCCCGAAAAGGCGACGUGCAGCUUUGGGCGCCCAGUAUCCUGUCUGUGCCUUCGAGUCGGGUAAGAUUAAAAGCUUCCAGAGAGGCGCUGCUGCUGCUGCUGCUAAAAUCGUGGACGUGAAGGGACCGGGUGGAACCACCUUGACUUAUUCGAAGAAUAUGAGCGGGUCCGUGGGGGUACCCAGUGUGAACUCAACGGAAUGCGCCUCGGAUGCGUCGGGGGAGCAGGGCAUCGAUGAGGUAAUUACCGUGGACCAGCUCUCGCAGGAGAUGGGGACGGUGACGAUAACAGUGGCCAUUCAAGCGGCUGAGGACGAGGAACCCGAGGAAGUGCCAUCCAAUAAUGCUGACUUCCUCGGAGGUAGCUGUAGCGAGGACGAAAUCGGAAGACAUGACAAAUCGAGUGGUGCCGGGACCAGCGGAGGAGAACUGGAGGAGGAGAGCUGGCAGCCCCCGGAUCCAGAGCUUAUCCAGAAGUUGGUUACUCAGAUUGAGUACUACCUGUCUGAUGAAAACUUGGAGCAUGAUGCCUUCCUGCUUAAACAUGUCAGACGUAACAAACUUGGGUUUGUUAGCGUCAAGUUGCUCACCUCCUUCAAAAAGGUGAAACACUUGACUCGUGACUGGAGAACCACUGCUUAUGCUCUGAGACACUCAAAGAUCCUUGAGCUGAAUGAUGAGGGGCGUAAGGUGCGCCGUAAAUCCGCAGUACCAGUCUUUGCCAGCGAAUCACUGCCCAGCCGCAUGCUACUAUUAAGUGAUUUGCAGAGGUGGCCAGAGCUGGCUGCUCUCACUAAGGAUAAUGGAAGUGCUGAAGGAGGAGCCACUCAACAGGAGCAGCUGAUGAAACUGUUACUGAAAGCAUUUGGAACAUACGGUGCCAUUGCCUCUGUUAGAGUCUUGAAACCUGGGAAGGACCUGCCGGCUGACCUGAAGAGGCUGAGUGGUCGCUACGCUCAGCUGGGCACUGAAGAAUGUGCCAUUGUGGAGUUUGAGGAGGUGGAGGCUGCUGUUAAAGCCAACGAAGCUGCGGGGAGUGAGAACGGAGGACCCAGUUUACUGGGGUUGAAAGUGGUUCUGAUUGGCACCAAGCCACCUAAAAAGAAGGUACCAAAAGAACGUCCUCGUGAGGAAGGCGGGAUGCGGAAAAGCCGCUCUCUAAACAGCCGGGUACGAGAGCUUCAGUAUCAUGGGGACGACUCUGCUUGCAGCUCUUCAGAGACGGAGAGCACCCCUACAUCUCCCAGAUUGGCUAGAAAAUCCCAGUCGUGCAACAAGCUCAGCCCCACCACUGCAGGCAUUAGCUUCCAGAAUAAUCACCUGAGUCCAAGUAUGUCCCCACGUAACAGUCCCUGGUCUAGCCCUCGUGCCAGCCCGUGUUCUCAGCGCAAAGCUCCUCAUUCCCACAAGUCUCCCUUAGCCGUUGAGGGUAGACUGAGCCCUGAGGCUGGGCGUCGUUGGGCAGAUUACUCCUCAGACAGUAGCCUCACACCUUCAGGGAGCCCGUGGGUUCAGCGGCGGAAGCAGGUGGCAUCGCAGGAAAGCAGCCCGGUCGGCAGCCCGAUGCUGGGUAGAAAGAUCCAGAAUGCUGAUGGCCUGCCGCCAGGAGUAACGAGGCUGCCAAGGGGUCCUGAUGGAACUCGUGGCUUUCACUGUGUGGCAUUUGAAAGGGGAAAGACUGCUGCUACUCAGACUUGAUAUGUGGAGCCUCAUUAUGUAUUCGCUGACCCCCCAGAAAUAAAAUGAGAUAUAGGAAAUUUAAACAGUUCUUGGCCAUGUUGCACAAGCCCCACCCCACAUUUGAGACUGUGUAGAUAUAUACUUUUUUUUUUUUUUUUUUUUUUUUUUUUUUUUUUUUUUGAGUGCAUCAGUUUUGAGUCUGUUAUAUUUUUAUACAACAUUUUGAGUUACCAUGGUAACAUUAGUGAUUCACUAAUGGAAAUUUGAGUGAAUGUAAAUUAAUAUUGUUUUGAGAGAGAACUUUAAAUACACCACUGACAUGAACCAUGCCACCUCCAUUGUAUGAGAGCUUGUUCUACUUGGGGUGACCUGGAGGAAAGAAUUCCACUUUUCUUUUACUUUUUUUUUUUUUUUUUUUUUUUUUUUUUUUUUUUUUUUAAGUUGGGGGGGGGAGGGGGGGCGCGUCUUGUCCUCUUGUAUGUUUAAAAAAGGAAAAAAAAAUCUUGUUUGUGGAUGGCGUACAAAUGUGUAAGUCUCACAGGCACAUGGACUUGAUAGAAAUGUCGCCAUAUGCCUUUUCUGUGUUUGUCUAAUGCGAGUUCCAUUUUUACAAACUACUUAAACUGAGGCCAUAAUUGCUCCACUGCCACGAAGAUUGGAAUGUUCAAAUUGGACAUUAUUUUUGUAAAAAUUUUUUUAUUUUUAUUUUUGGUACACUUGGUUGGAAAGGUUCUCCUUAUCCCUGUAAAUGUUCAGCAGGUAGCUGCUUGAUUGUUGCUGGGGUUUUUUGUUUUUUGUUUUUUUUGGUUAAGUUUUACUUCUCCUUGCCAUGUUUUCAUCAGUCUAAGCCCACAAUGAGGUUUGAGGGAUUUUCAGGUCGGGCAGAAUAGAUGCUCUUAUGUUCUUGCCUUUACAUCUGAGCUGGGGUAUUUGUACACUGCAAUUCCUAUUGUACAAAUAAAUCACUAAAUAUGCA
Molecule: messenger RNA, 3162 nt
Organism: Oreochromis niloticus (Nile tilapia)
Lineage: Eukaryota; Metazoa; Chordata; Actinopteri; Cichliformes; Cichlidae
Gene: larp6a
Product: La ribonucleoprotein 6, translational regulator a
Exons: 3
Coding region: 135-2204 (689 amino acids)
Biological process (GO): RNA processing
Cellular component (GO): ribonucleoprotein complex; nucleus
Molecular function (GO): mRNA binding
Source: RefSeq, a predicted model, not a curated record